Cydia amplana is the source of this 2912-nucleotide messenger RNA. RefSeq names its product chloride channel protein 2 (gene ClC-a). Gene Ontology annotation, biological process: chloride transport; transmembrane transport. The record is from RefSeq and is a predicted model, not a curated record. The transcript has 23 exons. Gene Ontology annotation, molecular function: voltage-gated chloride channel activity. Lineage: Eukaryota; Metazoa; Arthropoda; Insecta; Lepidoptera; Tortricidae. Gene Ontology annotation, cellular component: plasma membrane. The coding region runs from base 63 to 2912 and encodes 949 amino acids.
AGUAAAUUAAAAAUUUGCUACACUUUUUCCCUUUUUUUAAGUGAGUGUGGUGUAGUGUAACUAUGAGGUUCAAAAGGCAGACCCUGGUGUCGGAAGAUACUUCAGAGGAUGAGAUCGGGCACAGUUACUUAGGGACUUUGAUGUAUGGCCGCUACCAACGCGACCUAAGUGAAGCGGCGCGCGAGGAAGCGCGCCGGCUGCGGCGCCUGCGCAAGCGCCGGCGGAAAGACGACAAACUGCGACAGAAAGAGUUAGAGGCGACGGGGAAAAGCCGACCGAAUGGGAAGUUCGUCAAGGUGCUAGGUUACAUAUGGCGGCACACGUUCGCCCGGUUAGGGGAAGAUUGGGUGUUCUUAGCAGCCCUGGGUAUCAUCAUGGCCGUUCUCAACUUUGCUAUGGACAGAGGAAUCGCCAUCUGCAAUAAUGCUCGCAUGUGGAUGUACAACGACCUAGCGACGUCUACAUUCAGCCAAUACGUCGCGUGGGUGUCUCUGCCAGUGUGUCUGAUCCUCUUCGCGGCUGGAUUCGUACACAUAGUCGCGGCACAAAGUAUAGGAUCUGGUAUACCUGAAAUGAAAACGAUACUACGGGGAGUCCAGUUAAAAGAGUACCUGACGUACCGAGCACUCAUAUCCAAAGUUAUUGGUCUUACUGCCACGCUUGGCUCCGGAUUGCCUCUAGGAAAAGAGGGUCCAUCAGUCCACAUCGCCUCAAUGGUAGCACAGCUGCUGUCCAAACUAGUGACGACCUUCCAAGGGAUCUACACCAACGAGUCCCGCACCACAGAAAUGUUGGCCGCCGCAUGCGCAGUGGGCGUGGCUUCCUGCUUCGCCGCUCCCGUUGGAGGCGUCCUUUUCUCGAUCGAAGUAACGACCACGUAUUUUGCUGUGCGCAACUACUGGCGCGGUUUCUUCGCCGCAUGCUGCAGUGCCAUUAUGUUCCGCCUCCUCUCCGUAUGGUCUGGAGCCUUGCCGACGGUCAAGCCGCUGUUCCCCACCAACUUGCCACAGGACUUCCCCUUCGACCCUCAGGAGUUCGCCGUGUUCGUCCUUUUAGGAAUCGUGUGCGGACUGUUGGCAGCGCUGUGGGUGUGGCUACACCGACAAUACGUACUGUUCAUGAGGAAAAAACCCAUCAGCAGCUUCCUACAAAAGAACCGCUUUAUCUACCCGGGCUUCAUGACUUUGGCCGUGAUGUCGAUUCUAUUCCCGCCUGGGAUUGGCAAGUACAUGGCGGCUGAUUUGGGCAACCAGGAACAGGUGCUAUCCCUCUUCGCCAACUUCACCUGGUCGGACAACCUGACAGCGGAGCAGGCCUCAAUGGUGGCCCACUGGGAAACCCCUGAAGUCAACCUCUACGGUUGCCUCUGGAUCUUCUUCCUGUCUAUUUAUUUCCUAAGCAUGGUAUCCUGUACGCUGCCCGUGCCGGCCGGUAUCUUCGUGCCGGCGUUCAAAAUGGGGGCCUCACUCGGUCGCCUAACAGGAGAACUGAUGCACUACUUCUGUCCCCUUGGAGUGGCUUACGGGGGACAUAUACAGAAGAUUCUGCCAGGCGGCUACGCGGUGGUCGGAGCUGCGGCGUUUACCGGCGCAGUCACGCACACAGUGUCUACCAUCGUCAUAGUCAGCGAGAUGACAGGACAGGUGACCCACAUCCUCCCAAUAAUGGCGGCCGUGCUAGCAGCAAAUGCCGUCGCAGCGUUACUGCAACCAUCUUGCUUUGACAGCAUCAUCCUGAUCAAGAAACUGCCUUACCUCCCCGACCUACUGUCUUCAGCCAGCAGAAUGUAUGACAUUUGCGUAGAAGAUUUCAUGGUGCGAGAUGUCAAGUACAUUUGGAAUAGGAUGACUUUCCAGCAACUGAAAGAUUUAUUGAAAGAAAAUAAGGCAAUAAAAAGUUUCCCACUAGUGGAUAGCCCAGCUUCUAUGGUUCUCCUAGGCUCAAUCCACCGCUGGGAACUAGUCAAGGUGAUAGAACAACAAGUCGGUAGAGAGAGACGGCUGCAGGUAGCAGCGUUGUGGCAUCGCGAGGCCGAGCUGAGAAGAAAAGAGACGGAACGACGAGCGAGACGACCGUCUCGAUUUGAGGUAACGCCGGCGCCCGACAUGCUGGGGCUGCGGCCCCCCGGCAUGACAAAGGGGUCCUCGCUCACCACCAAAGACCAGGACGGACUUAUACCAGCGCCUGGUCAACUGUUCCGACCGAAGUCUAUCCUGAAGAAAACUAACUCGUUCACGUUGACCCGAGGACUCGGGUCGCCGCCGCCGCUCACGCCAACCACUCCGUCCGUAUACACCACCGUCACUGGCGCCGAAACCCGGAUCCGUGCCGCAUUCGAAGCCAUCUUCAAACGAUCCACGUUACUGCAAGAUGUGGAAGGUGGUUUGGAAGGUGGCCAGCUGUCUCCAGGUCUGGCCAGAAGCCCUAGCAUCAACAAGAAAGUGCAACUGCCCCGCGAGCGAGUUUGCGACAUGUCUCCCGAAGACCAGAAGGCGUGGGAACAACUGGAAAUGGGCAAGGAAAUCGAUUUCGACCGCAUGCUGCAAAUUGCCCGCAAGAGAGAUAUGCAACUGGACGAAACGGACUAUGAGGACGAAACCAGUCUGUACAUCUGCCAUAUCGACCCCGCGCCCUUCCAACUGGUCGAGAGGACUUCAUUGCUUAAGGUUCAUUCACUAUUCUCUACGCUGGGAGUGAGCAGAGCUUACGUCACGGCUAUUGGAAGGCUUAUAGGUGUCGUUUCACUACAAGAGCUCCGUAAAGCCAUCGAGGACGUGAACUCGGGCGCGCUGACCCUGGCCACCCGCCCCGCGCCGCCCGCCCCUCCCCCCGCCCCCGCCCCGCCCCGCCCCCGCGAGCCCGCGCCGCCCAGCGACAGCGAGACCGCCAAGCUCACACAAGACACCAACUGA